Molecule: messenger RNA, 2796 nt
Organism: Peromyscus californicus insignis
Lineage: Eukaryota; Metazoa; Chordata; Mammalia; Rodentia; Cricetidae
Product: nucleolar transcription factor 1-like
Exons: 3
Coding region: 208-2796 (862 amino acids)
Source: RefSeq, a predicted model, not a curated record
GUUACAAGUGAUACCUGAUUUUUUCUUUACAUCCAAUAAUGAAGUCUAACAUUCAUUUUAUUUCUCUUCAGAAAUACAGAUUCAUUCUAACUGUGGAAUUCAGAAACUAUCUACAAAGUUGUACGUGUUUGUCUAAGCAGUUCGAGCUACAGUCAAGGUGUUUGUACAACUGAGAUAUUAUUAGUGGGCACAGAACCUAAGCUAGUGAUGGCAUCACUUGAUAAAGAUUAUCCAUGGUCCCAAGGAGACAUUCUGAAGUUACUGGAAUGCAUCAAGAAAAAUAUCCCCUCAGAUGACUCCAGAUCAUUCAAAAAAACCCAGGAAGACCUAGACUGGGGCAAAGUGGCUUUUAAACAUUUUUCAGGAAAAAUGUGCAAACAAAAGUGGAAGCAACUUUCUCAUACUUUGAGGAAGGUCCGCACACUGUCAGAAUUAGUGCUAGAAGCCAGUGAACAUCUGAAACAACAGCCCAAAAGGAAGAAACAUCCUGACUUCCCCAAAAGACCCCUGACUGCCUAUCUGCGCUUCUACAAGGAGCAGCGGGCUAAGUACUCUCAGCGCUAUCCUAAAUACAACAACUCGCAGCUGGCCAAACUCCUGGCUGAGAAAUACAAUCAGCUGCCAGGGGAGAUCAAGGAGAAAUAUAUUCAGGACUUCCGGAAGGAGAAACGGGACUUUGAGGAAAAAGUGACUAAAUUCAAGAGAAGCCAUCCUGAUGUAGAGCACUGUAAGAAAUCUGUGGUGCGCAGGAGCCAGGAAACCAAAGUCCCUAAGAAAUCACAAAGAGGUAUGGAAAACGUGAAGUCUCCUCCAAAGACAGAUCUUCCCAAAACAUUACCCUCGGUGAUGAAAUUUCAGGGAGAACCCAAGAAACCCCCUAUGAAUGGAUACCACAAAUUUCACGAAGAUAUGUGGUCAAGUCUGGAGCUGAGCCAUCUACCCUGCAGGGAGCGCUGGGUUGAGAUUAGCAGAAGAUGGCACAAAGUCCCAAAGAGCCAGAAAGAGCACUAUGACAGCCAGGCCGAGGAGCUACAGAAACAAUACCGGGUGGACAUGGACCUCUGGCUCAAGGGAUUGUCAUCUGAGGAGUACACCGCCUACAGAGAGGCAAAGGCCACCUACGGUAAGCGAAAGAACUUUGCCAUGUCUGGAGGCAGAAGCCCCAAGUGUGGACAGACAGAUCAGCAGUCUGCUUCAGCUGAGGAGCAGCAAAAAAGGCCUGGGGAAAUGCAAGGGCUGCUGGCUCCUGGAACAGAUUCCUCAGAGACUGUUCAGGGCGCUGAUGGUGGCUCCCAGGUAUCCAGGCAGAAUAUGAUGGAAGAUGGAGAAGAGGAAGACUCUAGCAGCUCCUCGGAUGACUCUAGCAGCUCCUUGGACGACUCGAGCAGCUCCUCAGAGGACUCCAGCAGCUCCUCGGAGGACUCUAGCAGUACAGAUGAACAUGAAGAAGAAGAUGGCCCUACCGUGGAGGCGCAAGUCUCUGAUCCCAGCACUCGGGAGGAUCCAUGGUCCCAAGGAGACAUUCUGAAGUUACUGGAAUGCAUCAAGAAAAAUAUCCCCUCAGAUGACUCCAGAUCAUUCAAAAAAACCCAGGAAGACCUAGACUGGGGCAAAGUGGCUUUUAAACAUUUUUCAGGAAAAAUGUGCAAACAAAAGUGGAAGCAACUUUCUCAUACUUUGAGGAAGGUCCGCACACUGUCAGAAUUAGUGCUAGAAGCCAGUGAACAUCUGAAACAACAGCCCAAAAGGAAGAAACAUCCUGAUUUCCCCAAAAGACCCCUGACUGCCUAUCUGCGCUUCUACAAGGAGCAGCGGGCUAAGUACUCUCAGCGCUAUCCUAAAUACAACAACUCGCAGCUGGCCAAACUCCUGGCUGAGAAAUACAAUCAGCUGCCAGGGGAGAUCAAGGAGAAAUAUAUUCAGGACUUCCGGAAGGAGAAACGGGACUUUGAGGAAAAAGUGACUAAAUUCAAGAGAAGCCAUCCUGAUAAGAAAUCUGUGGUGCACAGGAGUCAGAAAACCAAAGUCCCUAAGAAUUCACAAAGAGGUAUGGAAAACGUGAAGUCGCCUCCAAAGACAGAUCUUCCCAAAACAUUACCCUCGGUGAUGAAAUUUCAGGGAGAACCCAAGAAACCCCCUAUGAAUGGAUACCACAAAUUUCACGAAGAUAUGUGGUCAAGUCUGGAGCUGAGCCAUCUACCCUGCAGGGAGCGCUGGGUUGAGAUUAGCAGAAGAUGGCACAAAGUCCCAAAGAGCCAGAAAGAGCACUAUGACAGCCAGGCCGAGGAGCUACAGAAACAAUACCGGGUGGACAUGGACCUCUGGCUCAAGGGAUUGUCAUCUGAGGAGUACACCGCCUACAGAGAGGCAAAGGCCACCUACGGUAAGCGAAAGAACUUUGCCAUGUCUGGAAACAGAAGCCCCAAGUGUGGACGGAUAGAUCAGCAGUCUGCUUCAGCUGAGGAGCAGCAAAAAAGACCUGGGGAAAUGCAAGGGCUGCUGGCUCCUGGAACAGAUUCCUCAGAGACUGUUCAGGGCGCUGAUGGUGGCUCCCAGGUAUCCAGGCAGAAUAUGAUGGAAGAUGGAGAAGAGGAAGACUCUAGCAGCUCCUCGGAUGACUCUAGCAGCUCCUUGGACGACUCGAGCAGCUCCUCAGAGGACUCCAGCAGCUCCUCGGAGGACUCUAGCAGUACAGAUGAACAUGAAGAUGAAGAUGGCCCUACGGUGGAGGCGCAAGUCUCUGAUCCCAGCACUCGGGAGCUUCUAAAGAUGUUGGAUCAGAUGCAACAAUAUUAA